AAGGCAACAUUUGGCAAGCCCGAUCCAGGAAAGUGCCAGCAGUCCUUUCAACACAUUUGAGGCCCAAACCAUGUUUUACUAUCUCCGGUAAAAACCCGCGCCCCCGCCCGACUUUCCCCUUCAUCCUACCAAACCAGCGGGAGCGAGGCCGCUCCAGAAGCGCCCAGAGAUGCGUCCGCCAUGCGUCCGCCCGGCCGAGCCGCCGCCUGCGGGAGCCGCGGCUCCCUGCAAGAGGAGGGAUCACCGCUGUUUGCGGAGAAAACUGAGGCCGGUGCGGAUCUUGGGCUUGGUGGUGAGCCUGCUGGCCGUAAGUGCCGUCUCCGUGUGUGCCUUGACGUGGAACUCCGCCGCUUCGGGUGAUUCGGCGGCGCCCGGCGAGAGCCUCCGCCAGCCGGUGCCCCACAGGACUCUGCUCUUCAGCCGACAGCCGAAGGAGGCCAACGGAUCGUCCGGCAUGAAAUCGACGGCCGGCGGCAACGAAAGCCAAGGGGAGUACCCGCCGGACCUUUUUGACCUCCAGCAGAGGCGCCGUGGGGCGGUGAUCCUCCACAUGUUCGGCAUGAUCUACAUGUUCAUCGCCUUAGCCAUCGUAUGCGACGAGUUCUUCGUCCCGGCGCUCACGGUCAUCACCGAGAAGCUGACCAUCUCGGACGACGUGGCCGGCGCCACCUUCAUGGCGGCGGGCGGCUCGGCCCCCGAACUCUUCACGUCCAUCAUCGGCGUCUUCAUCUCGCACAGCAACGUGGGCAUCGGCACCAUCGUGGGCUCGGCCGUCUUCAACAUCCUCUUCGUCAUCGGCAUGUGCGCCAUCUUCUCCAAGGAGAUCCUCAACCUGACGUGGUGGCCGCUCUUCCGCGACGUCUCCUUCUACAUCCUGGAUCUCAUCCUGCUCAUCGUCUUCUUCCUCGACAACUUCAUCUCCGUGUGGGAAAGUAUCACGCUGCUGUCGGGAUACGCCGCCUACGUCAUCUUCAUGAAGUUCAACAGCACCGUGGAGGGCUUCGUCAAGAACUGCAUGAACAAGAACCAAGUGGUGGAGGUGGAGGUGCAGCCCAAGGAUGAAAAGGCGAGUCCGGGGGCGCCCGAGGAUGACGGCAAGUUGUCGGCCAGACCCCGUCUUCAGAGGGGGGGCAGCUCGGCCUCCUUGCACAACAGCUUGAUGAGGAACAGCAUUUUCCAGCUCAUGAUUCACACCUUGGACCCUUUAAGUGAAGAAUUUGCGGACUCUGAGCUUGGGACUUAUGGGAAACUAAAAUAUUAUCACUCAAUGACUGAGGAAGGGAAAUUCCGAGAGAAAGCCUCCAUUCUUCACAAGAUCGCUAAAAAGAAAUGCCAAGUAGAGGACAGCGAGAAGGCCAACGGCGUCGCAAGCCGUUCAGAGAAGAACCUGCCAAACAGCUCCAGCGUGCAAGUGGAGGUGACCCCGCCCAUGAACGGCACAGCGGGACAAGAGGGCCAAGCGGCGGAAGACGAGGAGGAAGACGACCAGCCUCUGAGCCUGUCGUGGCCCGAGUCCGGCCGCAAGCGCUUCACCUACCUCUUCAUCAUGCCCAUCGUCCUCCCGCUGUGGCUGACGCUGCCCGACGUCAGGAAACCGUCAUCCAAGAAGUUCUUCCCCAUCACCUUCCUGGGCGCCAUCUGCUGGAUCGCGGCCUUCUCCUACCUGAUGGUGUGGUGGGCCCACCAGGUUGGAGAGACCAUCGGGAUUACCGAGGAGAUUAUGGGUCUGACUAUAUUAGCGGCUGGAACGUCCAUCCCUGACCUCAUCACCAGCGUCAUUGUGGCACGCAAGGGCCUCGGCGACAUGGCCGUGUCCAGUUCCGUCGGCUCCAACAUCUUUGACAUUACUGUCGGGCUUCCGUUCCCGUGGCUGAUGUGGUCGCUGAUCAGCGGCUUGCGUCCGGUGGCGGUGAGCUCCAACGGGCUUUUCUGUGCCAUCGUGCUGCUCUUCCUCAUGCUCCUCUUCGUCAUCAUCUCCAUCGCCGCCUGCAAGUGGCGCAUGAGCAAGCUGCUGGGCUUCAUCAUGUUCAUGCUCUACUUCGUCUUCCUGGUGGUCAGCGUCAUGCUGGAGGACCGGGUGCUCAUCUGUCCCGUGUCCGUCUGAGGUGGGGGGGCCCGGACACCCCGUACCCGAGGUCCGCCCCCCAGCUUUCCCCCUUACUGACCAACAAAAAGAAAACAUCCUCAUCGGUUCUCCUGCGUGCUGGAUGAAAGUGGAGUGAGGAAAAUGUGCAGUGGAGACGCCAACGAGAGGCACGAAACUCGGUCUGGCAUGAGUGGAUUUUCAGUGUUUAAUUAGCAGGUGAGAGGGCGCAUUACGGGCGCACCGGCCGAAUCUGUAAAGCAUUAUGCAUGUCAUUAGUGUCAUUAGAUCAGGCUUAUCAAGACUGGCAGGUUGAGGAGAACCACCUCCAGUGAACUUAUUGGUUUAACAGAUGAAGCCGCCGCCCGCCGGGAGCUCACAAGAAAUACGGAUAACAAGAAGAGGGAAGACCAAGAACAAACUCUUUUAAACCCGCCCGAAAAGGCGCUCUCUCUUAAGAGGAUUUUCUUUUUCAAUUUGAACACUUUUUCCAUGAAAUAAUUAGCAGUAGCAUAAAAUGUACUGUAGCAGAACAAUCUGCUCCCUCGGAUUGUAGAUAACACAUCACACACUCGCACCACCACAAAACAAAAAAAAAGGCCUCUGGAACGAAAAGCAUGAGUAUUUAAGGACCCACUAAGCCUCCAUUAUGAAGUCAAAAUAAUACAUUUGACAAUAACUUAUCAGUGUAAACGUGUCACAAUUGAUAGAUUAGUCGGCGUGUAGCGCUUUGGGCUCGAGUCGCAGCUGAAGAAGAAAAGAAAAUGACACUCGCAGACAAAUAGUAAUAAUCCGCAUUAAAAAAAAAAAAAAAACGUAUACCAAAAUGUUUUUCACCAUGUUACAUGCUAACAUGUAAACCAGUGCGCAGUCUAGACGUA
Hippocampus comes (tiger tail seahorse) is the source of this 2964-nucleotide messenger RNA. It is a transcript of the gene slc24a2a, whose product is annotated as solute carrier family 24 member 2. The coding region runs from base 170 to 2104 and encodes 644 amino acids. Gene Ontology annotation, cellular component: plasma membrane. Gene Ontology annotation, molecular function: calcium, potassium:sodium antiporter activity; calcium channel activity. The transcript is spliced from 11 exons. NCBI's taxonomy places the organism in Eukaryota, Metazoa, Chordata, Actinopteri, Syngnathiformes, Syngnathidae. Gene Ontology annotation, biological process: intracellular calcium ion homeostasis; long-term synaptic depression; calcium ion transmembrane transport. The record is from RefSeq and is a predicted model, not a curated record.